Molecule: messenger RNA, 3837 nt
Organism: Eleginops maclovinus (Patagonian blennie)
Lineage: Eukaryota; Metazoa; Chordata; Actinopteri; Perciformes; Eleginopidae
Product: beta/gamma crystallin domain-containing protein 2-like
Exons: 19
Coding region: 203-2884 (893 amino acids)
Source: RefSeq, a predicted model, not a curated record
CUGGAUCCAACAUCUUGAACUUGCCCCUGAGAGCAUCUGCUACCAACAGUUUAGUAAUGAGAACAUCCUUUGACUCUUCCUCUGAGAAUUAAAAUCCCCAGUGCUCAAUGGAAAUGACUUUCAUUCAGCUUCCAGCAUUGGCUCACGUCUAGAAAACAGUGUCAUCUUUAAAAACCAUAGGUCAGCAUCCAUAGAUCAGACCAUGGAAAACGGAAAGGCCCAUCGCCCGCUUUUCCGCACUGGCUCGCUACCUGAAACAGGGCUUUCAAACAAUAGCAUCAGUGUGGGACACAAGGACCUUGGUGAACCGGGAACAGAAGCAACGGGGUCUCGCUUCGAGCGCCUCUCCUUUCUUUUGAACUCCUCAUCGAGCUCCUUGUCCAGGGCCGAAGACACCAACAGUCGUAUGAGUCUGCCCCCAAUGCUGGGCAUCGGUUCACCAACCUCCAGCAACAGUCCCACCCGCCUCCUAAGCCCCACUGGCUCCAUAGACCUCCAGAGGCCUUACAACACCACAAACCCCACCUUAUCCAUGUUCAGCCAGACACCGGGGAUGAGUGUAGGUACUGGGGCACUGGGGAAUCCGAUUCUGCAGAGGAGCUUCAGUAAUGAUGGCGGCAUUGGGGGCUACCAGACCAGGCAACAAAUGGAGCCUGAGAAGAUCUUAGCCUCAAAAUACAGGGCCUUUCCUGAUGCCUAUCUCACAAAAGAGAAGCAGCAUGGGAAGCUCAAUCCUCGUCCUGGAAAGUUGUAUAUCUUUGACCGACCUGGAAUGUGCGGGCAGAGGAUCGAGGUGCAAAGUGAUAUCAUCGAUGCCACGUCAUGGGAGCUGCAGGAGACCAUCUCCAUCAGGGUCGUCAGAGGAGGAUGGGUCCUGUAUGAGAAGCCUAACUUCAAAGGGGAGAAGAUCGCUCUUGACGAGGGAGACAUAGAGCUCACCUGCCCCUUCAACCCUCCAGAGGAGGAGCUGCAGAGCGAACAAAUAGAGGGUGAAAAACAGAACGGAGAAUCAAGGGAAGAGCAGACUGAUACUAAGCCUGAAAGGAAGUUCAUCAUCGGGUCGGUUCGAAGAGCAGUCAGGGACUACAGCGUCCCAGAAAUUUGUCUCUUCCCAGAGGAGAACGCCGAAGGGAAGAAAGUCACCUUCAGAGAUACAUCGGAAGAUGCCAGGAUUUUUGGCUUCCCCAUCAAGGCCAACUCUAUUAUCAUUAAUGCUGGGCUAUGGCUCGUGUACGCACAUCCCUUCUUCCAGGGCUUACCACGUGUCCUGGAGGUGGGGGGGUUCUCCAACCCCGCUGCAUGGGGAGUGGAACAGCCCUAUGUGGGAUCCCUGCAUCCACUCAAAGUCGGUGAACCAAGAGUGGAGAAUAUAAGUGAACCAAAGAUGGUGUUAUAUGAAAAGCCAUACUUCACUGGGAAAUCGAGGACCAUUAACACCGAGACGAAGAACUUCAUGACCAGAGAAGACCGGCAGCAGACGGCCUUUAUGCACAAUGUGGGCUCCCUUAAAGUACAGGGAGGAAUCUGGGUGGGCUACGAGAAGGAGGGCUUCCGGGGUCGCCAGUACCUGUUGGAGGAGGGGGAUUACCACGACUGGAGGGUGUGGGGAGGCAGUGAUGCUGAGCUGCGCUCCGUCAGGGUGAUACGAGCAGACCUGACAGAGCCCUUGAUGGUGAUGUUUGAGCAGCCAGAGGAAGACCAGGAGGGAAUGGCGGAGGACAACACCUUCGAGGUGACUGAGGCCAUUCCUGACGUUGAGCUGUUCGAGUACAAAACCUCCACGCGCUCCAUCCAAGUAUUCAGCGGGGCAUGGAUAGCCUACUCUCAUGUGGACUUCUCUGGUAACCAGUACAUCUUGGAGAAAGGUUUGUAUAACAACUGUGCUGACUGGGGCUCUCAAGACAACCGCAUCUGCUCUGUGCAGCCCAUCCUACUGGCUCUAACGGACAGCACAAGGUCAAGGAAUGAGCUGAUACUGUACUCUGAGGCAGACUUCAAGGGCCAGUGUCACAUCUUUGACCGCAACCAGGAAGAAAUCCCAGAAAGAGUAAUGACCAACUCGUGCAGAGUGUCAGGGGGAAGCUGGGUGCUCUACGAGGAUAAAAAGUACACUGGGAACUUGUUCGUCUUAUCUGAAGGAGAAUACCCCAACUUAACCAGCAUGGGAUGUCCGCCCGGCUCCUACAUCCGUUCUGCCAAGGUCAUCCCAUUGACAUUCUCAGUUCCUUCCAUCUCUCUGUUUGGCCUCGAGUGUCUGGAGGGCCGAGAGAUCACCAUGGACUCAGAGAUCCCCAACAUGAUUGAAGAGGGCUUCAACAACCACAUCCUGUCCGUCAGAGUCAACAGUGGCUGUUGGGUGAUAUGUCAAUACAGUAACUACAGGGGGCGCCAAUUCCUCCUGGAACCAAUUGAGAUCACCAACUGGCUGAAGUACAGCUCGCUACAGACUAUUGGCUCAAUGUUCCCAGUCAGACAGAAGCGCCACUUUUUACGCAUCAAGAACAAAGAGACGGGUCACUACAUGUCGGUCCAGGGAGCCGUGGAGGAGUUGAAAUCAGGACGAGUGGUGGUGACACCAGAGUGUGAGCCCACGAGUGACAUCUGGUUCUAUCAGGACGGCUUCAUCAAGAGCAAGUUGUCCCAAGUCAUGAGCCUGCAGGUCAUGGGCAACGUAGAGCCGGCAGCCAAGGUGGUUCUGUGGUCAGAGACCCGGCAGCCCAUCCAGAACUGGACAGCCAACAUGAGAGGCCUCAUCACGAGCCUAAAUUUCCCUGGCUUCGUCCUGGAUGUCAAAGGUGGCAAAAGUUACGACAAGGAACAUGUGGUCAUUAUGCCGGAGGAUGAUGAGAGGCCAAGCCAACAGUGGGAGAUAGAGCUGCUGUAACCAGCUUUAAAAACCUCCCAUGUCCCUUUUUGUUUUUACUUUCCUCCGCAGUUCAUCUCUACUCCACCCAUGAUAACAUAGCCUGGGAUUCACUGUCACUGUUUUAUUUUUCCAAACUCCAUGAAUAAUGUAACUAGUAUGAACACUGUGAGAGCAAGAAUUCAACAACGCACUGAAAAGCUGCACCAAACAUUGUAGUGCUUUGCAGAGUUUUGUAGUUUUCUUUUAUCUGUCAUUCCAAUAAUUAUUUUUCCUAAGUCAAGUAAGGAUUUCUGUAUGCAAGGAGGAAACGAGGAAAAAAGUGCCUUCUCCUGCUGCAGAGGUUCAUCACGAAUUAAAUGGAAUAAAAUGUAUUUUUGAGGAUGUUGUGAACUACUUUGAACAUACACUGCAUUUUCAGAACAAAUUGACUUUUAACCUUGUUUAUAAUGAAAGUAUUUAACCUUGAAUCCCCCUGAUUAGUGCUCAUGUAAAUUCUCUGACUGUGGAAGGUUGAUGUACUGUUUAUCCUUUUUUAAGGAGAAGCAAACAGAGGAACAGCAGGAAAACCAUGUCUUAGAGGGGCUAAGACAUGGUUUUCCUGCUGUAAAGACAAGAGGCAACCAGUGCAUUACACAGAUUGUGGACAAAUGAAGCCAAACAAAAGCAUAGUGUGCAGGAAACGCAUGUGUAGGUUUUUUACGGUGUUUUAUUUUAUGUAUGUUUGAAUGUUUGUUUUGUGGGACAUGUUGCACUCAUGUUGCAGUAUAUCACAUCGAGUUUUUCAGGGCAAGGAGAUGUCAAGUUAUCAUGUAUUUGUUGUAUUUUUAAAUGUUUAAAUUGUUACAUAUUACAUUUUAUAUGCAUCAGCUGUAUAUUCAUAUUUGAUGCUGAAGUUGUGAUGUCAGAUUUUAUGAAAGAGGGAGUGGUUUUUAAAUAUCAAAUAAAAAGGAAACCCUGUUUAUUGAAACAAA